AUGGCGCAUCUGGCAGCCGAUGACUGGGAUGCGAUCAAAUGUUUCAUUGGCGAACGGGCCAGUAUCCUGGACUGCAAAGGACCGGCAGGACAUACCGGUCCUGACGGUUCGCGCUGGUACAGUCUGGACGGUGUCUGGGAGAUCCGGGGCUUCGUCAUGUGCGAGGCAUGCUACUCUGACCUAAUAACAUGGAACCACUUGAAACGAUACUUUACCACCGGUCCAACGAUCAAAUCCGAUGAAGGGAUGUGGACGUGCGAUGCGGCGGUGCCGGUGGUCAAGGAGGGGCUGCGACGCGCCAUCGCUUCCCCGGAUCACUGGGAGGACUUGCACAUCCUGUUCAAAAGACGGAUGGAGUAUCCUGGCUGCGUCGAGAUGAGAAACCUCCAAGCCGGCUCGACACACUGGUAUGGCUCUAAAGCGGUGCCCGGCCUGAUCGUCUGCACUGCAUGCUACCUGGACUAUUUCGUGCUGGACCACGCCAGGUCGUGGGACCUCCUUUCUCUCUGUCCGGAUCAGGAACGGCGGGUUCGCCAAUGUGCAAUGGACACAUGGCAUAUGAAAGUGGCCUGGACUGUCUGCACGCGCAUCGGCAGCGAUAACCACACCGACGAAUACGACGGCUUCGAGGCGGUGGCCAGAGCCAUCCUCGGGUCUCCUCCCUGCAGCACAGAGGACAUGCGCGAUGCCAUCUGGUACGCGCCACGGGACUAUCACGGCGACGCAUUCGCCAUCUGCCACGGCUGCGUCGUCGCCUCCAUGGUCGCACCCGGUUUCUUCCAGGAGUUCAAGCAAGUCCACUACCCCCGCAACAAAGACUGGGUCUGCGACUUCAAUCCCGCCGCGCCGCGAUCCUCCAAGUAUACAUCCCUGUACGAUGCGGCCGUGACCGUAGGCAACUUCUCCAUCUUCUCCGACUAUGUGUCCGCGUAUGCGGCCCUCGCGGAGUGUCCGCGGAACGAACCCUUCAAAAACCGCAGGUGGUACGGGAAGAACGCCUUCGACAAUACCUUUACGAUCUGCGAGCUGUGCUACAAGGACGCCGUCGAGGGGACGCGGCUAGCCAAUCGACUCGACUCCGACGUCGUCCCAGACGAGGCCCGAUGCCAGAUGUACUCGCCGCGCAUGCGGGACCUGUGGCGCCGAGCAUGCCAGACCAACGACCUGGACUCGUUCCUUGUGCUGGCAAAGGAGCGCAUGCAUACUUAUCUGUUCAUGCAGAUGGAGAAGCAGAGGGUUGAGUUCGGGCAGCUUAUGCGCAUGCAGCAGCGGCAGACGCUCAUGCUGGCGUCGACCAUCAACCAGGGGACAGAGGGGUUUGCGUCUGUCGCUACGAGCAAUGGGGGGCCGAUGUUUGGGAACCGGACGAUAGGGUUUAACUGGCAUAGUGCGGCUGGGGCUCAGGCUCAUCAGCAGUUCCAGCAGGCGUUGGGGAUUAAUGUCGUGCAAACAGGGGAUAGUACGGAAUUGAUGUCUUUGAUGCAGAGAUGGGCAGAACUGGAGUAA
This is a messenger RNA of Aspergillus thermomutatus, 1506 nucleotides long. RefSeq lists its product as uncharacterized. Bases 1 to 1506 code for a protein of 501 amino acids. The record is from RefSeq and is a predicted model, not a curated record. The transcript has a single exon. Lineage: Eukaryota; Fungi; Ascomycota; Eurotiomycetes; Eurotiales; Aspergillaceae.